AUGUUUUAUUUUAUAAUAAUAUUUCUCUUUCAUUCUAUUCGUAUGAAUUAUAUAGAGAUAAUAAUUAAUGAAACAACAAGAAUUGAUUCAUUUCAAAAAACUAAUAUAAUUAUAAUUGAACGAGUAUAUACUCGUAAUAAACAAGAAAUUCUAUUAAAAAGACCAUUACUUCUUUAUUUAUAUAUUGAAUCAGCUGAAAUAUAUCCAUUAGAAUAUUUAAAGAGUAUCAAUAAUAAAUUAUUUCCAAUAUCAUUUCAACAUUUUCAAACAGAAAAUAAUUCUAAAAAAAAUAUAAAACAAUCAACUUUUUGUGGUUAUGAUAGUUUUGAUAUACAUACAGCAAAACCUAUCAAAGAAUUCUCUUGUAAACAUUGUCUCAAUCAAACUUGUCAAACGACUACACAUUGCAUACGAAUGGAUGAUUAUUGGUAUGAUGUUUAUGAUAUUGAUUCACGUCAAUUACAUUUUUCUUUAUCUCUUCAUAUUUAUGAACUUGAAGAUGAUUUUACUUGGACAUUACUAUUAAAAACAGAUCUCAUUGAUUUUCCAUUUGUAAAUAAAACUACUGAAAUUGCUGAUAUUCAAAUAACAUCAUUAACAACAAAUGAACAUUCAAUAUCAAAUAUUUUACUUAAUGAAUAUAAAUAUUUAUUAGAAUUUCAUAAUGAAUUUAUGGUAAUUAAUAAAUCUGAAUUAAAUCUUGACGAAGAUAAUAUAUGUAAGAAAAUCGUUAAUACAACAGAUGAUCAAAUAUGUUCAAUUGAAUGUUCAAAAAAUCAACCAUUUGAUUUUUGGCUUGCUGAUAAAUCAAAUGAAAUGAAUAAACAACCUUUUCAUUAUGUUUUUCAACCUCAUCUUGAUUUACCCAUUCAUGAAUAUAAUCAUAAAUUUAAAUUUCUUAUACCAUAUAAACAACAAUUUCGUCUUAAUAUAACAUUUAAACAAAAUCAAUCAAUUGGAUUUGAAUGUUUAAUUUCAAUUAUUGAAAUAUCAAUUGAAUCAUUUUCUAAGUAUACAUUUCAAAUAGCAUUAAUUAUAAAUAAUACAGGUUUAUCUCAAUGUUCGAUACGUAUAUCUUUUAAACAAAAUCAAUUAAAAAAUUCAUAUUUUAUUAAACAAGAAUAUCCAUAUGAAUAUCAUAUUAGUCCAAUGUAUGAACAAUUAAUAUUUUUUACGAUAUCAAUAAAAAGACGUCAAUGGAAAAGAAUAAUUUUUUCACCUAUGUAUAUACAAGCAAAAGUCAAUGAUUUAUCUACAAAUUCAACAUUAGUAGAACGACAAUUUUUAUUGAAAUAUGGUCAUCAUUGUGUCUGUAUUUCAAUUUGUCGUUGUCAAUGUUUUAAAAAUACACUUAUUCCUAAUCUAUCACAAUUAAAAUGUGUAUCUAUGCUUGAAAGUGAUAUUAAUCAAGCAGGAUUAUCAUAUGUUAAUCAUGAUAGAAUAUUGAAAUUAUUAAUUAAUCAUAAAAAUCCAAUGAUUGAAAUGAUGAAUGAACAAUCAAGAUAUAUUAGAAAAUGGUUUUUAUUUAUUGCUGUAUUUGCACUUUGUUUAAAUAUCUUAUUAGUUUUUACUGUCAAGUAA
Molecule: messenger RNA, 1581 nt
Organism: Rotaria sordida
Lineage: Eukaryota; Metazoa; Rotifera; Eurotatoria; Philodinida; Philodinidae
Source: the annotation of a GenBank genome assembly